AUGAAUCUUCAACGACCGUUCCCUGACAACGUUCUAUUCUGCAUCUUCCAACAAUUUCCCGAUAAUGAUGCAGGCGAAGAUGCGCUAUGUUCAUGUACCCUCGUUAACAGACAAUGGUUUUCAAUCGCCGCAAAGCUCUAUUGGCGAAGACCGUUCAGUUCGACCUCAAAGACAAAACGAGGAAUGGUCAGUGUCAGGGCAUUUCUGAGUCUAUUGAACAGUGUCGAAAGACGUGAGAUUCCGGUCAAGCUACUACUACCAGAAAAAUGGACAAACCCUACUAUAGCGUAUCCGUCGUAUGUAAAGGAUCUUGACAUCUGUGGUCUUAUCCAUGAUGUAUAUGAAUGGCUAUGGUUACAGUUAGAUAAACUGUUACCAAAGAAAAGAGUAAUGGUCAUCUAUUCCUCUGUACAUGCUAUAUUAAAAAUGCUUAAAAGAUACUCUGUCAAUUUGAACACUUUGAUAAUACAUAAGACAGAUUUCCUACAUGAAGUCGAUGAUAUUUUACAAGUUCUACUUGAUCCAGAAAUUCACGAAUUAGUUUUACCCAUUCGAUCAUUGAGGGUCUAUGUAAACGCUUAUUGGAAUAUGAAAGUGGCAACGCCAAUACUGUCUCUCGUCAACGAUUGUAAAUUCAUCACUCAAUUCAGCAUAUCUAUUGAACGUACAAAACAUACCCCUCGUCUGCUCACGAAGUUUAUUCGAACGCAUCCUGGCUUUGAAGUUCUUCGACUUCGUUUGUUUUUCAUUUACGAAGCACGAGCAUUUAAGCAAAUAGUCUCGACUAUAGCAUUCCACUCCAAGACAUUGCGACAUUUAGAAUUGGCAUGGAUUGACUUUUGUGGUUCAGGACCAUUGCAUAUGAUUGCUGCUUGUCAACAGCUGGAAAUUUUGAAGAUAAUGAUGUGUAGGAAGAUUUCUGCUAAAGCGGCCGAGCCGUUGAUUAAUGCGAAAUUUCCGUGUUUGAAGAGCGUUGAGGUUUCCGGGUGCGAUUGUCCAGAGCUUGAACAAUGGGCACAAAUUGUUAAUGAAAGGAACUGUAAGGAUUUACUUUAA
Paraglomus occultum is the source of this 1056-nucleotide messenger RNA. The record is from the annotation of a GenBank genome assembly. NCBI's taxonomy places the organism in Eukaryota, Fungi, Glomeromycota, Glomeromycetes, Paraglomerales, Paraglomeraceae.